GUUUAUUGUCGUUAUUACAUUGUAAUAUGUGUACGAAUUAAGCAAACUAGAUAAUGCGUUUUAUUCUGUGAGCUUUAUAAACGCUGCUAGACGCAUGUUGUUACGUUUGGACAGAGCCGGGCUCCCUGUCUCCCCUUGUUUCCAGUAGCCUUUUUAUUCCAAGCUAAGCUAACAGGCUGCAGCUGGCUCCAUUUAAGCUAACGGUUACCGCUAAAUUGCAUAUUUACCGUACAGACCUGAAGAGUAACUUGUUAACUCGGCAAAAGGGUAACUACACAUACAACUACCUAACUGUAGGAGUCAUUUGACCGGUCUAGCUCCGCUCAUUGAGCAGCUGACACUAGGACCCAGCAGAGACGCAGCCUGCCUCGAGCUCCAGACCAGCGGAUCUGUAAAGUAUCGACUGUAUCUGUCAGCGGUGGCUCCACACGCCGCCACACACUCACUUACUCACUCAUGGGCCUGCAUUGAAUUUCAACAACUCUCACAUGGACAGCAUCACCAGAGGAAUGGAAACAAACGGCACCAAAUCGAUGGAGGUGUUGGUGAGUGAGCUGGGAGCCCUGCUGAAGAUGCUGGAUCAGGAGAACCUCAGCUCCUCCACGCAGGAGAAGAAGACCUCUGUGUGGAACCUCCUGCAGCAGAUACAGCCAUCAGUUUCAGGAACAGACUACAUUUACAUGAACUCAGCAGUGUACAGAAACGGCACCAGCUUUGUAGAAUCACUCUUUGAGACAUUUGACUGCCAGCUUGGAGACCUAAAGGAUGUUACAGAUGAACUUAAAGAAGAAAAGAACACACAAACUGAUACUUCAAAGCAGCAGAAUUGUGCAGACUCCCCAGCCCCGCACUCAGCUGACUCUCCUCCCCCUCUGCCCACGACGCCUCCUCCCGAGGAGUAUUAUGAGGAGGCAGUGCCCCUCAGUCCUGGCAAACUGCCCGAGUACAUCAUCACACGAGUCAGGCCUAGCCCUCCUAACUCUAUAGAGGAUGGGUAUGAAGAUGCUGAAAACAACUAUCCCACGACCUGCAUAAACACACACCGGAAAAACUCAUACAACGACUCUGAUGCUCUGAGCAGUUCUUACGAGUCCUAUGAGGAGGAUGAAGAAGAGAGGAGCCCUGGUGUCCGACUCACUCAUCAAUGGCCCUCAGAUGAGAGCUCCAUGACUCCUGCCAGGGACUGUCGCAUCUGUGCCUUCCUGCUGCGCAAGAAACGCUUUGGCCAAUGGGCGAAACAGCUCACUGUCAUUCGAGAGAACAGGCUACAGUGCUAUAAGAGUUCUAAGGACACAUGCCCCUAUGUGGACCUGCUGCUGCCCCAGUGCACUGUGGUCUAUGCCCCCAAAGACAGCAAGAGGAAGCACCAUGAACUCCGCUUCACCUUACCUAACGGAGAUGCACUGGUGCUGGCGGUGCAAAGCAAGGAGCAGGCCCACAGAUGGCUCAGGGUUGUCAGAGAGGUGAGCGGUCAGAGCGCAGGGCCCGAGGAAUCUGCGUCUCCCAUCAUUCCAAGAAAAACUGAACUUGACAAGAGGUUAUCUGCAGAGAGAAACACAUCAGACUCAGACAGUGUGGGCGUGUCAACUGGAGAGAACUGCAGAGAAAAUGGCAAGGUGAAACGGGGGCCUUUUGCCGCAGGCCGCAAAAUCACACGCAUCAUCAGCUUCUCCAAGAAGAAGCCCCCUCGGCCAGGAGAUUCACGGACAUCCUACAGCGACCCUCGACAAGGCUACGUGUCAGUGCUGGUGAACCAGGUGUGGCGGGAACAGUGGUGUUGUGUGAGCAGAGGCUCCCUGCAGUUCUAUCAUGACAAAGGAGAUCCCCGGACCUCCCUGCCUUCACUUCCUCUCCAUGGUUGCGAGGUGUUCCCGGGGCUGGGACCCAAACAUCCCUUUGCCUUCCGAAUCUUACGGAACAGCACAGAGGUGGCUGCUCUGGAGGCUAGCAGCUCUGAGGAACUUGGACGGUGGCUUGGUGUCCUCUUGGCAGAGACAGGCUCUGCAACUGAUCCAGAGUCACUGCAUUACGACUAUGUUGACGUGGAAACCAUUGCCAACAUCCGUGACGCCGCACGGAAUUCUUUCCUGUGGGCCACAUCCAUCUCCACAGACUCCAGGACAUAUGAUGAAGUCCCCAAUGAGGACAUGCAGUCAGGGGAGAACCGCAGGCAGCAGUCUGGGAAUCAGGGGAAGCGGCGCUCAAGUUUCUCCAGCAGCGACUCUGACAGAACCAAGCCUAUAGUCUCCCUCAAACGAACAGGCUCAAACGCCAACCAGUACGGAAGGUAUGGGAAAACACGAGCUGAAGAGGAUGCCAAGCGUUACCUGAAAGAGAAAGAGGAGCUGGAAAGCGAGAGGGAUGGGAUACGAAAUGCACUCGUGACCCUUAGAAAGGAGAAGAGAGAGCUGAAGGAGGAACUGAAGGCGGCCUCUGAGAGGAGACAGUCCUCCCUGAACAAGCGUGUAUCUCAGCUGGAGGACGCCUGUCGAACUAAAGAGGCGGAGAGGGUGGACCUGGAGCUCCGGCUGACUCAGGUCCAAGAAAACCUCAAGAAGAGCCUGGCCGGUGGAGCGCUGGGAGCACCUGUAGAUGCUAAACCCCCUGUUAAGGCCUCCAGCAAAAAGACACAGAAUAUCUACAGUGACGCUUUACCAGUUAACUGUGCCUCAGAGAUGCGUCGGAGACCUCCAUCUGUUUAUGCUUCUUCAGGAACUGUCAUGCAGAAGGCAAAGGAAUGGGAGUCAAAGAAAGCAACCUAAGAGCAGCAUCAUGGAGAGGACUGGAGAAAGCAUUAACCGAUCAGGAUCUGACUUUUGUGACAUUCACCCUGCUAAGGAUCAAUCUACAGCCCAAAGCACAAACUUCUCUGAGGAAAUAAACCGUAAUGAAAGAAAUCAGCCACUAGGUGGAGGUACAUCUCUCUGAAUAUUUACUCUUCCUAAAAGGACUUCUCCAAAGGGGAGGAAUCCAGAAACUGCUCACUGUCUGUAUGCAGGUAUUUCCAUAGUCUUUGUUGACACAGAUUGAAACGUGGCUAACAGAAAAGAGCAGAGAGUUUCUAAAAGAAAGACAAAAGAGAAGUGGAUUGAAAAGUGCAAUGGAAAGGCAGAAGGGGGGUGCGUUCUGUUUUGCUGUUGCGUACAGUGAAAUGUUUAAUUAUUGAGGUGUCAUGUGAGAAAUGUGAUGUGUUUGGAAACUGGAUGGAGGCAGUUUGAGCCACAAUGUGCCUUUUAUAUAAUAUAAUGUUUUUUUUUAUCUGCCUUUACAGAGUUAGCAAAGACUACUGUUUUCUGUGUUUUAUACUUUUUAACUGUUAAAAGUUUUUUUCUCAUCAUCAUCAACAUAAUGAGACCCAACUUUUAGAGGUAUUCAGUAACGUGCCAUUAAGGGGUAAGUGUGUUAUUAUUUUUUGACUGCACUUAUGAGCUUCUCCUCUCAGGUUGAAGCUGUGCCAUACAGCAAAAGCAUCUGCUUAAUGUUCCUCUUUGGCAGAAAACAACAGUUAAAUACUCCUGCAGGAGAUAAUUAAGUGACUAACAGAGGGGUGCUAUUCACUUAUUACAAACCAGUCUUUUUUUCUGAGGGGUGUAAAAUCUCCAUUAUAUGUAUUUUAACAACUUUUCUGCUGAACUGAACAUCCUGUCCAUCCUUGACUUUUGCACUUUACUGUUCUGCUACCUGGAUAAGGGAAUAAAAAAAUGUGUCUUAUUCUCAAAAAUGUGAUCUUUAACGUUACAGUAAAGAAUUCCUUUCAUAUUAAAAUGCAUUCUCAGUCACAGA
Plectropomus leopardus (leopard coralgrouper) is the source of this 3783-nucleotide messenger RNA. RefSeq names its product actin filament associated protein 1 like 1a (gene afap1l1a). Lineage: Eukaryota; Metazoa; Chordata; Actinopteri; Perciformes; Serranidae. Gene Ontology annotation, molecular function: SH3 domain binding. The record is from RefSeq and is a predicted model, not a curated record. Gene Ontology annotation, cellular component: cytosol.